Molecule: messenger RNA, 1446 nt
Organism: Coffea eugenioides
Lineage: Eukaryota; Viridiplantae; Streptophyta; Magnoliopsida; Gentianales; Rubiaceae
Product: tRNase Z TRZ2, chloroplastic
Exons: 8
Coding region: 10-1128 (372 amino acids)
Source: RefSeq, a predicted model, not a curated record
AACUCCAAAAUGAGCAGCCAAAGCUACCUGCAAAAACCACCUUUAACGUUAAAUCCCUCUAUCCUUUCUCCCUCCCGAUCUUCGCCAGCAUCUCUCCAAAUAAACCUUCUUCAGUCUCACCAAAAACCAACACAGAAUAAGUUGAAUGGCUGUAAGAACUCGUGUUCUUCCUUGUUACCUGCUGCUGUAAAAGGAGGUUCUUCUUCUGGGAUUUUGUCUGCAAUCGGGAGAGCAAUUGAGGAAGAAGAAGAGUACAGAAAAGCCAGGGCUGAGGUUCACAAGAAGAGUGUGGAUUUGGAAGGGUAUUCAGUCGAAGGGAUUUCAAUUGGUGGUCAUGAAACUUGUGUUGUUGUUCCUCAACUCAAGGCCGCUUUCGACAUUGGGAGGUGCCCUUCUAGAGCUGUUCAUCAGAACUUCUUGUUUAUCACUCAUGCCCAUCUUGAUCACAUUGGUGGACUUCCAAUGUAUGUGGCUACUCGCGGUCUUUACAGCUUGAAACCUCCAACUAUUUUUGUUCCACCUUGUAUUAAAGAAGAUGUCGAGAAGUUAUUUGAUAUUCACAGGGCCAUGAGUAAUGUAGAACUCAACCUUGAUUUGGUUGCUCUGGAUAUAGGGGAAACUUAUGAAAUGCGGAAUGAUCUUGUUGUGCGACCAUUUAAAACUCAUCAUGUCAUACCCAGCCAGGGUUAUGUUGUUUACUCUGUUAGAAAGAAGCUGAGGAAACAAUAUAUGCACCUAAAGGGAAAGCAGAUUGAGAAACUGAAGAAGUCUGGUGUUGAGAUCACAGAUACUAUCUUGUGCCCUGAAGUGGCCUUCACUGGUGACACAAAGUCUGAUUUUUUCCUUGAUCCACGCAAUGCUGAUGCAUUGAGGGCAAAGAUCCUUAUAACUGAGGCUACCUUUUUGGAUGAGAGUGUCACUGUUGAACAUGCACGUGAUCACGGUCAUACACACCUAUUUGAGAUUAUGGAGCAUGCCCAGUGGAUUAGGAGCAAAGCAGUAAUAUUGACUCAUUUCUCUCCCCGCUACAACAUUGAGGACAUCCGCCAAGCUGUAUCAAGAUUGCAGUCAAAGGUCUCAGCAAAAGUAAUUGCUCUAACGGAGGGUUUUAAAUCAAAGUAUUCGUAGAUGGGAGCUGUAUUACUCUCUACAAUGAUCUGUUGUUUGUAUUUGUUAUUUAGUUUUCACUAUCUUUGUUUGCAACAAUUUGUUGUAGUCUCCACCUGUGCGUGCGUAUGUAAAUUUUCAGGUGAUUCUGUAGAUAUAUUGGAUAAGCUUUUGCAGAAGGAGCUUCUAGAGCAACGUUUAGGGAAUGGUAGGGUUAUGGAUCACAGGUUUUCAGAGUCAAAUUUGGCACAGUAGAUCAACUUUCCACAUUUGAUUUCCUGGACGCUCUCUUUAAAGGCUCUUGAAUUCAACAAUGCAGCGCUCUAGAGUUUUUUUUUC